CAAAAUUAAGUGAAAGGGAGUGAAGGUGGUACUUUGAGAAGGCGAAGCCACUCUCAGACUUUGUGGCCUUGUCAGGCUUCACUCUAAGAUGGAUCAGACCCAAUUGUCCAUAGAUGAGUCCCCACUCUCCCUCUGUUUAUAGGACCCACCACACCCCUCUCCCUUCCUUCUCCCUCCACUCUCUCACACACCUUCAUACACCCCUCCCUCUCUUGUCUCUUCCCUUCCCCUAACACACCCUUUUCUCUAUAUACACUCUUUCACACACUCCUCUUUCUCUCGUUCCAAUGGACAAAACAACAAUAACAACAACAACAGAGAGAGAAACCCACGACUUCAUGAACGUCGACUCCUUCUCCCAGCUCCCAUUCAUCCGCCCGGCCCCUCCAGUCAAGGAGAAGCCGGGCAUUCGUCUCUUCGGCAUCGAAUUCGCCGGCGGAAACGGCGACUCUGACUCAGUCGUCGUCUCCGCGGACGAGUCCGAGUCGGGUGAGACGACUACCAACAAUAAUAAUAAUAACAACAACAACCUUACCUCGUUCGACUCGAACAAGGACGAUGUUGUUGUGACCACCACUACCACUGUUGUCGACGCCAGCGGCGAGAGCAGCCGGCGCUUCGAGUGCCACUACUGCUGCCGAAACUUCCCCACCUCGCAAGCCCUCGGCGGCCACCAAAACGCGCACAAACGCGAACGGCAACACGCGAAACGCGCGCACCUUCAGUCGACGAUGGUGCACGGUAGCACCUACUCCGACGCGCACCAUGUCUACAACCUCAUGAACUACCGCUUCGGUUCCGCUCCAACGACAGCAAUGCCUUAUCCAACGUGGAGCAACGGCAGCAGCACCACCACCGCCGCCACCAACGCGACGAGGUUCUAUGGAACGACGGCGUUUUCGCACCACCAAAACCAACAGCAACAACCGAUUAAUGGAAGCCCUUUAGCGUUUUGGCGAAUCCCUGGUAACAACCCUAGUUUCAGCCACGAACGGUCGUUGCCGCCUUUGUUCGCGAGCGAGGAAAUGACGAACGUGAGAGCCUCGCAGGUUGUCGGAGCCUCGGGCUCGCAAAACCGCUACGUGUAUGACUCCAAACGCGCGAGUGUCCACGACCAUGUGAGUUUGGAUCUUCAUCUGUAGUAGAAACAAACAUGUUUCAAUAGUUUUCGUACAUAGUAAGUAUCAUGAGCCAGUAAUAACCUAUUAUGAUGAUGGCACUGCGAGAAUCGAGGGAUUUGGCAGCGACUCUUUUUAGAGCGGCUUUGGGGCAAAAAGGAUCCAUAAAAUAUGAGAAAUUUCUUCCCAGAGGGAGAAAUUGUUUCCAUUUCUAAUUCUUUCUUCUUUUUGUUUUACAUUAACAGUUGAAUUUUAGAUCAUAAAUAUGCUAUAUGUGGUUUAGUUAUCACAAUCUUUUUAAUUAAAUGAAACGACUUUUAUUUAAA
This is a messenger RNA of Cajanus cajan (pigeon pea), 1444 nucleotides long. It is a transcript of the gene ZFP8, whose product is annotated as zinc finger protein 8. Gene Ontology annotation, biological process: trichome morphogenesis; trichome differentiation; response to gibberellin. The record is from RefSeq and is a predicted model, not a curated record. Lineage: Eukaryota; Viridiplantae; Streptophyta; Magnoliopsida; Fabales; Fabaceae. Gene Ontology annotation, molecular function: DNA-binding transcription factor activity.